CUCUCACUCAGGUGAAGGAGGAAGCCUGCAGAUGUGGUAGGAUUUUGGGAUCAUUCAGGAGAGGAAAGGAUCCAGGAGGAUGGCGACAAGUGGCGAUUUUGAAUGGGUUUAUACAGAGCAGCCUCACUCUGACAGGAGGAAGCAGAUUCUAGCUAAGUAUCCAGAGAUGAAGUCUCUCAUGACUCCAGAUCCUCAUCUGAAAUGGAUUGUAAGCGCGAUGGUUCUCUUCCAGUUUGCCUCUUGCUACCUGGUGAAGGACUUGUCCUGGGGCUGGCUGGUGUUUUGGGCCUACGUUCUGGGAGGCUGUGUCAACCACUCCCUGACCCUCGCCAUCCACGACAUCUCCCACAACGUGGCCUUUGGGAACAAGGCGGCCAAGUGGAACCGCUGGUUCGCCAUGUUCGCCAACCUGCCCAUCGGGAUGCCCUACUCCGCCUCCUUCAAGAAGUACCACAUUGACCACCACCGGUACCUGGGGGGUGACAGCCUGGACGUGGACGUGCCCACUGAGUUCGAAGGCCGGUUCUUCUGCACGCCCACCCGCAAGCUAAUCUGGCUCUUCCUUCAGCCGCUCUUCUAUGUUCUGCGGCCGUUGUACGUCAACCCCAAACCCAUCACACAAAUGGAACUGAUCAAUGCUGUUAUCCAACUGGGUUACGACCUCUUCAUUUACUACAUCUGGGGCCUGAAGCCCAUCUUUUACAUGUUGGCAGCUUCCAUGUUGGGCAUGGGCCUCCAUCCGUUCUCCGGACACUUCAUCGCCGAGCACUACAUGUUCCUGAAGGGAUACGAGACCUACUCCUACUAUGGGCCCCUCAACUGGUUGACCUUCAAUGUGGGAUAUCACAUGGAGCAUCAUGACUUCCCCAGCAUCCCUGGAAGCAAGCUUCCCCUGGUUAAGAAGAUUGCCCCAGAGUUCUAUGAGAAUCUACCUCAGCACACCUCCUGGCUUCGAGUCCUCUGGGAUUUUGUCCUGUGUGACUCGAUUGGGCCAUUCUCUCGGGUGAAGCGCGUGUGUAAGCUGGUGAAGGAGCAGUGAACCUUGUGUGUGGAGCCUCUCAGGGCUGGUCAUCUCCCCCACCCACUCCCCCAUCACUAAUUGUUUAAUGAAAACAGUAAAUGAUCAUUUAUAAAGCUUCACCUGAAACCAAACUCUGGCCACUCUGUCCCUCCGUGAAGGAAACCAACCAUGUAUUUUUGGGCUGGGGGCUGACCAGUCAUACAUACAACUGUGUAUAUUGCUGGGGGUGGCAAAUUCUCAGUCUGUUUUUAACUGUCCAGAGAUGAUAAAGCUAGACCCUUCCAAACAGGGAAAAUGUAUUUUGCAAUAUAUAACUGGGGUACGGGACUGGAAUGUUGUUCCUGGGAGUAAUUUGUUAGAGGACAAGUUGUCACACUGACAUAGUGACUACACUGACUGCAGCGUCUCCAGUCUACAUCAGGAAGGAGUCACUUUGUCUUGUUUGGAAGGGCCUGGGGAGGGGCAUGUGUGUAUUUAAAUGGUAACUCUCUCCAAGCCCUUCCUGGAGCAGUGCCCUUGAACGAUAGACCUCUUCAGCAGUUAACAAUAUAGCAUCACAAACCUAGGCUCACAGUCCAGAGCGCUGGUGACCCCCGUGGAGAGGGAAUCAUGGUGUUGUCAGUGACUGGUCUUUUGGUGGGAGGAGGGAGGGAGGGAAAGAGGGAGAAACUGCAGUCCCACUUUCAGUGGGAUCUGAGGAGCUUGGGAAAUGGGGCACACAGCUGGAAAACACAUCUUAAUAGAAACCCAGUUGGGUGAAAGAGCCUGUAAUGUCACCAUAUUGUUUGAAUGCUUCAAGCACAUCAGAUGUUCUCAUUCUCACAUUAUUUUGUUUAAGAUUUCUCCUUUCUAUGAGGAAGUAGGUGGAUCACUUUUUUUUUAAAAGGAGGUGGGAUUAGUCACCAUUAUCAAACACACCCAAGAUCUUUGUGUGUAAUGUAUGAGGUAGAGGAACAGGCUAGCUGAAGAUUGUGUUUUUGUGCUCUCAUUUUACUCAAAGCAAAUGGCAACUGAGCAGAGGCUGAAUUCAGGUCACUGCAGUGGAAUAGCCACUGCUUCUCGUUUUAAUCAAGUUUUUGAAUGUGAUUUAGAAAUAUUUGUAGGAUUGGGGGUGGAAGAGGGACUUUUUUUAACAAAAAAAAAGUUGUUGACAUUCUCUUUUAAACUGUUGUGAAAUCAUUAAAAUGGAUCUUUAUAUAUAAA
Molecule: messenger RNA, 2224 nt
Organism: Hemiscyllium ocellatum (epaulette shark)
Lineage: Eukaryota; Metazoa; Chordata; Chondrichthyes; Orectolobiformes; Hemiscylliidae
Product: sphingolipid delta(4)-desaturase/C4-monooxygenase DES2-like
Exons: 3
Coding region: 80-1039 (319 amino acids)
Biological process (GO): ceramide biosynthetic process
Cellular component (GO): membrane
Molecular function (GO): sphingolipid delta-4 desaturase activity
Source: RefSeq, a predicted model, not a curated record